Molecule: messenger RNA, 3623 nt
Organism: Paramisgurnus dabryanus
Lineage: Eukaryota; Metazoa; Chordata; Actinopteri; Cypriniformes; Cobitidae
Product: guanylate-binding protein 4-like
Molecular function (GO): GTPase activity; GTP binding
Source: RefSeq, a predicted model, not a curated record
UCACGUGUUACACCCGCUGACUGUGAAAGUGAAACCAAGAGUUAAACUUCAACAUCGGUUUGUUCAUUCGGUAGAAGACCACAGAGAGACUUGUUAGACGUCCCUUUACUUAAUCUAUGUAAGAUUUACAUGUACAAUAUCAGGAAUCCACAACCUGUAUAUAACUACGGAAGUAAAGCAAAACGUUGAGCAUGGAUAAGCCAGUUUGCCUCAUUGACACAGAGUCAGAUGGGAAGCUGUGUGUACAGCAGUCAGCGCUGGAGAUCCUGCUGAAGAUCGAGCAGCCGGUGGUGGUGGUGGCUGUGGUCGGUCUCUAUCGCACCGGGAAAUCCUACCUGAUGAAUCGACUGGCCGGAAAACAAACAGGGUUUGCAUUAGGCAGCACGAUUGAGUCCAAGACGAAGGGCAUCUGGAUGUGGUGUGUGCCACACCCCAAACAAAAAGAAACCACUCUGGUGCUGCUGGACACUGAGGGACUCGGAGACGUCGACAAGGGAGACUCAAAGCAUGAUACCAAGAUUUUCUCUUUGGCUGUUCUUUUGAGUAGCACUAUAGUCCUGAACAGCAGAGGAACUAUUGACAACAGGGCCAUAGAGGAACUGCAAUAUGUCACUGAACUAACCGAGUACAUUAAGAUCAAAUCACCUGAUGAAGUUGUAGAUGAUUCAGAGUUUGUGAAGUUCUUCCCCAGUUUUAUUUGGGCUGUGAGGGACUUUACUCUACAGCUGAACAUCAAUGGCAAAGACACAACAGAGGAUGAAUAUCUGGAGUUUGCUCUGAAACUAAAAUUAGGUACAUCGCCUCAAGUGAAUAAUUACAACCUUCCAAGAGAGUGCAUUCGGAAAUAUUUCCCAUCACGAAAAUGUUUCACCUUCCCGUUCCCGACCAACCCAGAGAAUGUAUCAUAUCUAGAGACACUGGACCAAGCUGAGAUAUCAAAACAUUUCUUGGUGGUCGCCGAUCAUUUCUGCCAGUUCAUAUUUAAUCACAGCCAAGUGAAACAUCUGAAAGAUGGACACAAGGUCACUGGUAGAGUUUUGGGACAUCUUGCGAAAACAUAUGUGGACACCAUCUCUAGUGGGGCUGUGCCAUGUUUGGAGAACGCUGUGAUCGCUAUGGCCAUGAUUGAGAAUGAGGGUGCAUUGCAGGAGGGACUUGAUGUCUACAAGAGUGGAAUGGAGAAGCUGAGGAACUCUUUCCCUCUGGAACUGAAUGAAAUCAAUGCUGAACAUCAGUGUUUUAAUCUCAUGGCUACACAAACCUUCAUGAAACGCUGCUUUAGGGACAAUGAUGGGAAGUACUUGACAUCUUUAGAGGAAGCCAUCAAUCAUGAGUUUGAUAGAUAUCUCUUGGACAAUGAGACAGCUUCUGAGGGAAAAUGUGAAUGUAUUAUAUCAUGUCUCUCUGAACAAAUGACCGAAAGAAUCACUGGAGGAUACUAUGCAAGACCAGGAGGUUAUGAUCUCUUCUGUCGGGACCUGGAGGACAUUGUGAUUCAGUACAACACACAGGCCAAUAAAGAAGUCAAGAGUGCUGAGGUGUUGGAGAAGUUUUUACAGGAAAAGGCGACCAUUACAACAUCCAUCCUGCAGGCUGAUAAUAAACUAACUGAAAAUGAAAGAAGGAUUUGUGAGGAGAGAGAGAGGGCAGUCCUUCUGGAACAAGAAAUUAAGGCCCAGGAAGAGAAGCAACGUCAUCUGGAGGAGAAGAUGGAAAUUGAACGACAGAAUAAUGAAGAGAGAAUGAGACAGGUCAAACAGAUGAUGGAAGAUGAGAUGUUUCUCCAAAAACAAGAGACGGAGCGUGCGAUGGAGAGCAAGUUAAGAGAAAAGGCCGCCCUGAUGGAGAAAGGCUUUCAGGAGAAAGCAAAUAGGAUGGCUUGGGAGAUAGACGAGUUAAAGAGGAAGAAUGCGGAGGCAGAGGAGAGAACCUCAAGAAAUUAUGCGCAGAUGAUAGAAGAUCAACGGCAAAGAAAUGAGCAGAACAUGGAGGCGUUGAGGCAGCAGCAUAGACAGCAGAUGCAUGCUAUUAACAGCAGACCCAAACGAUCAUCUUCAUCCUGUUCUAUACAAUAAAAUUUUUAAUAAUGUGUUUAUAGAUUUCUGAAUGCACACUUCCUAUAAUCUCCCCAGCUAACACAUGACGUCCUAGUUACGUAAUUUAUUUUUCAUUUUUGGUAAUUUCAUGACUAGCUGGCAACAUAACUGUUAGGUAAAUCCCUAAGUCGCUAGUACUGUCUCCUAACGUCGCGAGAUAACGCAAGAACAUCCAGUUACGUAAUACAUUUGUACUAUUUUGGUAAUUUCAUAACUUACUGGGAAUGUAACUGUUACGUCCCAUGGAGGUAAUUUCAUUACCAUUACAAUUAUAUAAAUAUUCAUAUUCUAUUAAGGAUAGUUAAAACUUUUCUGUCACAAAGUUUCCCUUAAAUAAGUCAAAAUAGAAUAGAUAUUUAACCACCUUACGAGCUGCUUUUUACAUGCAAAAAACAGCAUGUGCCUCCCACCGUCAGCUUAACUCAAUCAGAGAGCGUGACCGCGCGUGCACAGCACGGUGUUUGACAGGACCGGUCGUUUCCCUGAACUGAGACCCAAACACAAAACUUACCACCACAAAACUUUUAAUUCAUUUCGUUGUCACGACGUGCCCACGACAGGCAGAUUAAGUUGCGAAGUUACGGCCGAGGAGACAAAUCCAGAGAUUUUACUUUUCCGGUCGCCACGAUGUAAGUUUGGUCAUCAUAUUACGUGACGUUAUGUAACAGUUACCUGUUUGUGUUAGCUGGGUCACUAACAAUAGUUAAUCAGUUAAUCCAACAUCCCAAGAGCCCUGACUGUUAUCAACUGAAUAUUUAAUGACAGUGACUCAUCAGCAAAAUGCAAAGCAUAUUAGUAUAUAGCAUAUAUGUAUGAACAUGUGUGAUGUCACUGCUUGUUCACAAAUAAUUUUCAGUGGAUAAACAUAAAAGUCAAAGGAUUACUUCACUUUCAUAAAAAAUUCUGAAAAUGUUCUCACCCCCAUAUCUUCCAAGAUGUUUAUGUCUGUCUUUCUUCAGUGGAAAAGAAUGUUUUUUGAGGAAAACGAUCCAAGAUUUUUCUCUAGGACUUCAGUGGACCUCAACAUUGUGGUUUAAAAGUACUUAUUUUUAUUUUUUUGGUGAAAUUGACAAUGGUUUCACUAGAAAAUACCUUUUUGGUUGGGAUUGUUAAGAGCCAUUAAACCUGUAUUUAAACUGUAAACUGUUGAGGUCCACUAUAUGGAGAAAAAUCCUGGAAAGUUUUGCUGGGAUUUCCAUAAAACCUAAAUCAAUGGUUGGGUUUAAGAUUAGUUGUGGGGUUAGAAGAUUAGCUAAUCAGCUAGCAGUAUCAACAAAUAUGAUAAAAUGCUUAUGAAAAUGUCUCAAUUCAGUGUGAAUGGAUCUUUACUGUAUUACAAAGUUUGCUUGUUUUGAUCAAUUUGAACAUCAGACCAAAGCGUUUGAUGUAAUUCAGAUACAGUUAAUAAAUUAAAAGGACAUAAGCACAGUCUGGGAUGUCUUUUUUUCUUAACUCCUUGAUAGGUAGAUCUUCCUUUCAUUAAGAAUAUGAUCAAAGAUUGUGGGCUUAAAAAAGUGGGCGACCAUU